AAAGCAUUCUGGGCCAGUGGGGUGUCAGACGCCAUGAUUUUGUUUAGCUGGACCAGAAAAUGGAUGCUUGCUGCUAGUUAGUUGAAUGGUAUCUGUACCUCUCAGGAGACUGCAUUUUCAACUACAGGUCUCUGAAUUUUUACUUAAAGGAUACAAGCCUACAUGUCAGUUACGUCCAAGUCCAUGCUGAGUCUGAUAGUAAACUAUAUGACCAGGCUGGCGCUGUUGAAGUGGACCUCAGUUAGCUAGCCGGCUAAUGCUAGCAGCCACCACCGGGUGGCCAACGUUAGCUUGCUAGGGGCUAGAACGAUAAUAAUAGCCGGCUGAUCAUAAAAACAAAUAUACCGUGUCUUGCUCAGCUGAAUGGCAGACAUACAAAUCGGACCAAAGGCUACACCCUAAGUAACAGGUAUGGCCUGGAUUUGAUUUGGACAGUGCUGGUGAUGGCAGAAGGGACUUGCACUGGCGAAAUGCCCUCCUUUGACCCAAGUCCUAGUUCUCAAGCAAAAAAGAGACAUACUUCUUCUGAUGGCAGAGACGAGCCCAUGAGGAAAAUGCCUGUGUCAAAAUUUGGUUCCAGACCUCGAUUUGAGCCUGUACACUUUGUCAGUGGUGGGAGCAGUGGAGGAAGUGGCACUGAUGAGAAGGAGAAUGAUAAGGAGCGCAGGAGGAGUGAAUUGUACAGUGUGAGACAGCGGGACUCUGAACACCCUGUCCACAGCAGCAUCAGCAGAGCACAGGGCUCCUCCUCCUUGAGGCCUGCUUUUGACAGAGUGCCAUCGUACAGCUCUGACUCUUGGGGUUCCCAUAGAGAUAGAGACAGAGACAGAGAAAUUUUUUCAGGUAGUACAAGUGGGCUGGGAUAUGGAGGCCGAGGGUGCACUUCAAACUUCAUGGUUAAAACACAGCAGGACUACAUGAACAAGUAUGAAGCACACAGCUCUCGGAAUUCAGAUUCCUAUUCCCAGCCUCACAGAUAUAAUGGCUAUGUGGGAGGGACCAGAACAGGAGGCAGGGAUUCGGGACGCCAGGGUUUGGGGUACAGUCAUCAGGAUCGGCCGUCAUCAAGCCGGCCAUUUUGCAGAGUGUACAACAGCCCAGGCAGGAGCAGCCCCACCACUUCUCAGUCUUCAUCACAGCCUCUCCCUGUUUCUCAGUCAACACUUGAUGAGAAACAAAGGUUGAUUGCCAAUGUAGCGUCUGCAUUGGCUGUUGCUUUUAGAGAUCCGAUGUUUGUGACUGGAAGUGAUUCACCAAACUAUAAUUUCAUGUUGAGCCGUAGCAUUCAGGCCUGCAAGACUAACCCCGAAUAUAUUUAUGUCAACUUGAAGGAUAUUCCUCAGGCUGACCUACCUAAAAACAGGAAAGUACCAACAGAUGGUUAUGCCUGUGAACUGAGAUGUCAGGGUGUGUAUCUUGCUACUGGAUACUCUGGGAGUAAAAAUGGGGCAAGGGACCGUGCCUCUGAGCAGGCUGUAAAACUCUUCUUGAAAGCAGUUGAGGUUCGUGUGGUGCAGCGCAAAUACAAACACUCAGUAGUCAAUGACAUAGUUGUGUGCCAGAUGCACAGCCCAACCCCAGCCUUUUUACCUGCACUUCGCAACCCAGAGGAUAAACCAACGCCCAGCUCUAAGGGCCAAUACGAGCCAGAUAAAAGGAAGCAUUGGACAGAGUUCGUUGUUAUGGACAAUGCUCACGACGCCAUCUGCAUACUCAACAAUUCUGCAGCAUUUAAUCGCAUGAAAAUAGACUACAAGUUCGACUUGCUCCCCAACAGCAGUGCCUGGUUGUGCAGUGUUUUCCUGCAGGAUGAACUGGUGGCGCAGGCAACAGGCACUAAAAAGAACGCAAAACAUGCAGCAGCUGAAGAGGCUGUGAGGAAACUUCGCAUGAACCAGGCACAACAACAGCAACAACAACAGCUGCAGCAGCAGCAACAACAACAGUCACAAUAUGCCAGAGGAAGUAAUCAGUCAGACUGUGGUGGACGCUUUGGACAACAGGAAGGCAAAAAGAAGCAUCUGAGCGAGUUGGUUAUCUUGGAAAAUUCUGACAAUGCAAUCUGUAUCAUUAAUGACACAGCUCAGUUUAACAAAGUGACCGCUGAUUACAAGUUCACAGUCCUGCCUGAUCAUCGCUGGAGGUGUGAAGUUUACUUGGAAGGACAAUAUGUGGCUGCCGGAAUUGGCCCCAAGAAAAUAGUGAAACACAUUGCAGCAAAGGAGGCCUUGGCUACCUUGAGACAGACGCAGGCUGUGGUCAAAUCCAAUCUAAGAAAGGAGGGUCACAACGACGCCAUAUCCCGAUCCCAGAUCUUGGCUCGCUCCGGUGAAGAAGCCACAAAGCAGGAGAUUAAGGAAGAUAACAUCGGAAACCAGCUGCUCCGCAAGAUGGGCUGGAAAGGAGGUGGUCUGGGGCGAGAUGGGGAAGGUAUCGCAGAACCAAUCAGAGUGAAGGAGCAGUUCUCCAGAGAAGGGCUGGGUAUGGACACGGAUAAAACUGGAAAUCAGCUCAGCAAACGUGAUAUCGAGGACAUUAUUCGUAACUAUGCCAGUUCAGACCGCCAGGAUGAUCUUCGCUUCUCCACUGACCUCACCAAUGAUGAACGCAAGCAGAUCCACCAGAUAUCUCAGAAAUACGGCCUACGAAGCAAGUCAUACGGUCAGGGACGGCAACGUUUCCUUGUUGUGAGUCGCAGAGUACACAAAGACCAGCUCAUUGGUCAGCUUUUACAAGAAGGACAGGUGGGACGAUAUGAGCUUGUGAAACCUCAGGCUUCUCACUAAUUUGCAUGCAGAGGAAAAUUGAAAAAAAAAAAAAAUAAGAAAAAAGACAGAAUUGUCAUCAGCUUGGACUUAACAAAUCACACUCAAGUGUAACUGCUGUGUUUAUACUUGUGUGGGCCAAAUGUACAAUGUUAAUAAAUGAGAAUCCUUCAGAUAUCA
This is a messenger RNA of Scatophagus argus, 2945 nucleotides long. RefSeq names its product NFKB repressing factor (gene nkrf). The coding region runs from base 444 to 2786 and encodes 780 amino acids. Gene Ontology annotation, cellular component: nucleoplasm; nucleolus. Lineage: Eukaryota; Metazoa; Chordata; Actinopteri; Scatophagidae. Gene Ontology annotation, molecular function: nucleic acid binding. The record is from RefSeq and is a predicted model, not a curated record. The transcript has 3 exons.